Molecule: messenger RNA, 568 nt
Organism: Prunus avium (sweet cherry)
Lineage: Eukaryota; Viridiplantae; Streptophyta; Magnoliopsida; Rosales; Rosaceae
Source: RefSeq, a predicted model, not a curated record
AUGGCGCGUGUGCAAAAGAUAAUCCCAGUUAAUUACACACUGCACCGCAACAAGAAGGGUGUGACAGCGGAUGAGCUCUUUUCUAGGCAGCAUGCAGAGCUUCUUCAGUCAGCAAAAGUAUGGAUGAAAGAAACUGCUCAGUCAGGCUCGGUCGUGGCGGCUUUGGUGGCCACCGUGGCCUAUGCAGCUGAGUACACGGUUCCCGGGGGUACUAAUCAGAACGGGCUUCCUAAUCUCGAGCACUCUCCUUUCUUCAAAGCAUUCGCCAUUUCGAUCACUGUCUCGCUUAUCUUGUCAUUGACUUCUUUGGGCACGUUUCUCAAUAUCCUGAGGUCUCCAUUUGAGUACAAAAACUUUCACCACUCUCUUCCCUUCAAGCUGAAUUUAGGGUUCCUCCUUCUCUUCUGCUCGCUGCUAGUGUCCAUGCUCUCCUUCGCUGCUACUAUUGUGCUCUUGAUUCAUCAUCAAAAGAUAUGGUCAAUUUCCCUCAUUUACGUUGUUGUUGCCAUUCUUCCUUUCUCUGCGUUUGGGCUCAACCAUAAUCGUUUUUAUCCAGUAUUUUUCAAAG